AUGGCAUGUGGUAGCGGAAAAGCCAACACCGUUAAGGCCUCUGGAGUCACAAGAGGACAAAGGGAUGAGCUAGGCGAGAUCAAGGGACAACGUGGCACUAGUCCUCACUCCUGCCUACGUUGUAAGGCCUGUUACUGUGAUGACCACGCCAAGAGUAAGGUCUUCAAACAGGAGAAAGGAAAAGCUCCACCCUGUCCCAAGUGUGGUCACGAGACCCAAGAGACAAAAGACCUCAGCAUGUCCACUCGCACGUUGAAGUUUGGCCGCCAGGCUGGUGCUGACGACGAUGACGAUUAUUACGACGACGGAGCAUCAGGAUACGAUUCCUACUGGAAGAACUUAGCUUCUGGAAAUGAAGAUGAGAUGAGGAUGAGUGAGGAAGAUGAAGCCGAGGAGGAGGAGGAGGAGGAGGAGGAAGAAGAAGAAGAAGGUGAAGAGGAAAAGGCUGCUGCUUCCAUGGCGGGUCUUAAACUGGACGGGACCACCUAAGACAGAGACGGAAGAAGGCUGUACAGGCGGAGAGCACAGUCCCAUAGAGCCAGAUGAUCCUCUGCAGAUGUUCAGUUGUUACAAGUCAGGAAUGAAUAGAGACCUACACAGAAAAUCUAUCUAUCUAUCUAUCUGUCUCUGUCUGUCUGGUAUAACCAGGGCUGGGUGUUGAUACUAGUGCAAAUUUUCUUUCUGUACGAUACUGCUUCUAAUACCUCACUCUGAGGACUAUAAAUGUUUUUCUAUAAAACCUACACAAGCAGCUGUACAAGAACUAGAAGAAUAAAAUCAUAAGUUCAAAUAAUAGGCAAGUUUUGGUUAAAAUAUUCUGUAAGCCCCUUUUGACUCAUUUUUGUUUUGACACAAUUUUAAUUAGGAAAAUGUAAAAACAGGACCCCCCACACAAGACAGGUAAAUGUGCAAAGUGGAAGCAGUCAAUUCUCAUUUCAAAGUUUCCUUUAAUCUUGUGUGUUUUGCUGGUUUGUCGUUAGGAACACAUAACAGAGUUUUACAGUCAGCGAUAAGAUGAUUCUUACAGAUGUGCAUCUUGGCAGUCACAGUGAACUACGUGUAUAAAAAUCUGUGUGCAACUCAGUCUUUCCCUGUAAUUUUGUUCUCACUGGACUUCUGUGGUGUAUAUUCUCUAACCCACUCGCAGUUCAUGAAAUCACUACAUGCUGCCUCAUAAUGAAUUUGGGUCCUUUUUGGCCUGUGUUUUUUGUCAAAUUUGUUUAAUCCUUCCCAUGUCUUACUGUAAAGCACACUGAGUUUACCUGUGUGAGGUGUGCUAUGCAAAUAAAAUUGACUUGAUUUAAUGUCUGCAGCUCCAGACGAUUAUUCAGCCCUGGUUACAGUCUGAAAUAUAUUUUUUUUAUUGUGAUGUCUUUACUGUGUAAUAACUGUUCUGCUGAGGACUUGAUCUGCAAUUUAUAGUAAAUUGGUUGUUUACCCUGCAACACAAAGGUUGUUCAGUCAACUUGACAUUUGCUCUGCUCGUUUUUUCUGCUCCAUUUGAUGAGACAUGAUUGUUAAAUAUGCCAAAUAAAUAUUAAAAUCAUAUUUUGAUUGGC
Messenger RNA from Micropterus salmoides (largemouth bass), 1559 nucleotides. RefSeq names its product zinc finger protein 330-like. The record is from RefSeq and is a predicted model, not a curated record. The transcript is spliced from 5 exons. Bases 1 to 489 code for a protein of 162 amino acids. NCBI's taxonomy places the organism in Eukaryota, Metazoa, Chordata, Actinopteri, Centrarchiformes, Centrarchidae. Gene Ontology annotation, molecular function: zinc ion binding. Gene Ontology annotation, cellular component: nucleus.